Molecule: messenger RNA, 3282 nt
Organism: Haliotis rufescens (red abalone)
Lineage: Eukaryota; Metazoa; Mollusca; Gastropoda; Lepetellida; Haliotidae
Exons: 4
Coding region: 1095-2894 (599 amino acids)
Biological process (GO): regulation of apoptotic process
Source: RefSeq, a predicted model, not a curated record
UCACUGUGUUAUUGAAAACUGUCGAGGACUGAUGCGUAAGCGGCCGGCUCACGAUGUCAUUCGUGAUGAAGUUCGGGUGUCGGGCUGACGACGUUCUGUCGUAAAAUGACCAUGUGUACGAGAGGUAAUUUUCCAAAUAGGAAAAUUACAGAAUAAUUUACUUGAUUAUUUACAGACCGCUGUCAUAUAGCUAAAAAAUUGCAGAUUGCGGCGUUAAGAGUGGAUUGUGUUGCAUGUAUCCCGCAGUAGGGCCACAUAUCCAUGGCGUAUGAGGGAUCAUGUGUGUUGCUGUAAUCAAGAAUGAGAAGAGAUGUGACUAUUGAAACAGAAUUUCUAGGAAGUGAUACACUUGAUUCAAGAGCUAUCAUGAAUUGGUACAAGGCGUGUGGACUGACUAGAACGUACCUUGAUAAUAACUGAAUGGAGACAUUGCAAGGGGUUAAAUCACUCUGUGCUUGUAGUAAACUGCAUGACGUUUUAAAUUUUUACCUCCGUUGUCAAACCUGAAGGCUCAUUGAGUCAGUUUUGGACUACUAGCAAAUGAAAGUUGCAUCUCAAUUUUAACCGAGAAAGAAGUAAUGGAUAUCAAGCACUGUGGUCCAUGACAACUCUAUUUAAGGAUUACAGAAAACAUGCAUAUUUUGCUGAAGUAUUUGGAAUGGUAAGGAACAAAUUGAAUGAAAGAAAUACCUUUCAGGAAUGUUUACCGUCUGUUUACUCGUAUCUGAUCGGUCACCUUGACAUUAAUUAAAAUAUGGUCGUAUUAUAAUGUCUUCUACAAUGUCACUUGUGACUUGCAUGUCCCGAUACGAUGACAUAACACUUUCCUCGGCGAAUGGUUCUGAAAGAGAAAAUAGCCCAAUGCUUUGUGUAAGUCAAACGUGUAUGUUUGAUACCAUUGUCCACAAGACAGGUAAAAUGAAGGCAUUACAACACCCUUGUGGUAUGGCUAGCACAAUUGUGUUUCUAUUCUCAAUAACAGACUGACUAGAUUAUCAAAGAAGCAGAUAAAAGUGAGUAUGAGGGGAACAUCAUGAACCUAUGGGACUUUCAUUUGAAGAUGGGUUUUGCAUUUGUAUAAAUGUAUUACUAAUAUGUCAAUACUUAUGGAGUCAAUAGAAGAACGUGCUUUGCAAUAUCAUCGGGUUGACUUUGUGAGGAGGCUCAACGUUUCUGAUUAUGUUCUGGAUUUCUUAUUACAAGAAGGAGGUAUUUCUGAUCUGACAUAUGAAGAAAUUAGUUCUAAAGAAACCAGACAGAAGCAAGCUACGUUGCUCAUUGACAACGUCAUCCGGAAAGCUAUUAUACCAUUAUUCAUCAAAGGACUUGAAUAUGGGAACAGCCACCUCUAUCUUGCUAGAAGACUGAGACAGUCAAUCAAAGAUCUUCAGGGGCAAGAGGAUCCUGGCCAAAGAGGUUACAGUCAUGCUCCAUCAACAGACCAUGUAAGUGGCGAACCUUUCUUAAGUGGUGAAUCUGUUGCUCGAUCACAAAUAGACACUAUCAGCAAUGGAACAUGUCUUUUCGAUCCAGAUGCUACCACCGUUCUUGUAUGUGCAGGGACUAUCCGAAAGGUCUGUGUCAGAAGUUGUACUUACAGAGAACAAGCUAUUCAUUCGGGAAAAGAACAGGCUAAAAUCAUAUGUUCUAAUAAUGAGGAUGGCUUUGAUGAUGAGACAGUUUCAAAAUACAGAGCUGUAGAACCCACUGAAACCAUUGUUCAGCAACCAAGGAAGGUUGCUAUUAUGGAUGGAAAGAAGAAGACUCUUACGAAGCUGCAUUAUCAUUUGAAAUUGAUGUCUCAUGACGGAAAGAAAAAUGAAUUUGCUGAUUGUGUUACAAAAUACAAGGCUAUGUACGGCAAUGAUUCAGAUGUCAUGUUGACUCUGUUAGACGCUGAAGUAGAGAGCCGAAGGCUGGUGUAUGAUACUGAUUUGCAUAGAGGGGAUAUAUUUGAUGAGAUGGAGAAGCUCCUGAAAACAUCAUCUCAGCCUUUAGCUGCAACAAUGAUGUUCCUCGCCAGAAAAGGAUCUGCUAGGACUAUGAAAGAGUCACUAGAAGUGGGUAUGGAUAUGCUUGAAGAUGCUCGAGCUCUCGCUGAGAGGAUUGAACCAUGCAAGGACACAGGGAUGGUUGUGUAUAUACAGAUUAACAUCCUUCUACAAAUCUACGAGAAAAAUCCUCUACUGAAUAUCAAACGGGACAUCAUCAAUAAAAUCGACGAAGCUAUCAAUGUCCACUUUGCCGAAGGUUUACCUUUACUUCGGGAGGACUAUUCCAGGAUGUUGUACUUGAAAUUUGUAUUCUGUUAUCUUGGUAUUGGGUUGUUUGGAAACUGUAUAGAAGGCGGUGUUACUUCUGAGGGUGAUUUGAGAUCUGCCGAGGCAUGUCUGAGAUACAUUGACUCACAGCAACACACUUUCGACAACAGGAGAAAGAUGUUCUACUUCAUGGCGAAGUCAGUUCUCUGUCGGAAACGAGACAAUCAGAGAGACGCUUUGGAUUUUGCUAAUAUGGCAGAACAAAAGGCCAUAUGUUGUGGAUAUAUGAAGGAGUUGGGACCAAUUCUAGAACUGACUGGUCAUCUCAAAGAAGAGGUUGAAAGCAUCGAGCUACAGGAACGUAAAACAAGACAACAUGAAAUCGAGAAUGAGUUGAAUGGACUCGUUUUGGAGAGUGUGCUGCAGAAAACUUCAAACCAGUGGGGUCCUGAACUGAAUGUUAUUGGGAGAGAAGUCAAUAGGAAAUAUCAUAAACAAUUACUUUGUUUUGGUAUACUGGUUUGUUUAGCUGUCUGUGUCAUUGUCUCUUAUUCCUUUUCAGACGAAGCAAUAGACAUCAUUUCCUUUAUGUAUAAUACAUUAACACAACAAUGUUGUGACGUGGUUGUUUGAACUCGAAGAUGUUGAUACAUUUCAGUCAACGUACCCCAUGACCAUGAUUUGUAACUUGUCAAAGUGAGUCAGUCUUAUCAACAGAACCUUGUUCCUCAUGAUACUAAUCAAUAUUAACGGCUUCAUAUGAUACAGAUUAGUUUCCUUAUUGAAUGCGUGAUUUCUUCUGUUAUUACCCACAGUAAGCAUGAGGAUAAAAUGCUUACAUUUACUGACACUGAAGAAAGCUGACUUAGUUUUUGUUUGAUAUCCUAUUGUCAAGGUCUACCAAGGUUUUCAUAUUUGUGAUGAAUAAAAUUAUGUCAAAUGUGUGCAUUGCCUAUAUCAUCUUUGGGGUAAUGGUUUUUAGUGGCACCAAUGUAGAGUUUUCAAAUUAAAUUAAAUUCUU